This is a messenger RNA of Dentiscutata erythropus, 465 nucleotides long. Lineage: Eukaryota; Fungi; Glomeromycota; Glomeromycetes; Diversisporales; Gigasporaceae. The record is from the annotation of a GenBank genome assembly.
AUGACCCGUUCAACAUCUUCACUUGGUCUUUCAAGGAAUAAUCGAAAGCCUACAAAACCUUUAAAAUCUUCAGUUACAUCAACUCCUUCAAGGUGUCACAGUCCAAAAGCUUUAAAAUCUCCUACUAUCUCUCUUUAUAAUUUAACUCCUAUAGAUCGUGAUUUAAAUGAUAUACUUCGAAAUUUAGUUGAUGAAUUAUGUGAAAUUUUUGUUAAAGCUAGACAAGAUGGAAAAAAUGAAGCUCAAACUGUUGAUGUUAUCGUAAAUUUUUCUACUUUAAAAAAUCAAGAUCUUUCACAAAUUUUUGAUUGGCUUUUAAAUAAUACUCAUAAAGAUAAAUAUAAAACUCUUUUGGGAUAUUUUUAUGAUCAAGGUAUAGCAACAAAAAGGAAUCAAAGAAAAGCUUAUUGUUUAUAUUUAUCAGCUGGAAAAAAAGGUUUCCACGCAGAAAAUUAUGGAUUCUAA